AUGGAGUCUCUAAAGUCAAAAAUGGCAUUGAUGUUGAUCUUGGUUGUGGCCACAGGAGGAAUGGCCAAGGCACAGAGCGGUACAUGCUCGAACGAGCUGAGUAACCUAAACGUUUGUGCACCGUUUGUGGUGCCUGGUUCAUCCAACACAAACCCAAAUGCUGGGUGCUGCAAUGCUCUCGGAUCUGUUGACACUGAAUGUCUUUGCAGCACUAUUAGGAUUGGUUCUCAAUUGCGCUCUAAGUGUAAUCUUCCACCCCUUGGUUGCGCCAAUUAA
This is a messenger RNA of Arachis duranensis, 276 nucleotides long. RefSeq names its product protein MEN-8-like. The transcript has a single exon. The record is from RefSeq and is a predicted model, not a curated record. Lineage: Eukaryota; Viridiplantae; Streptophyta; Magnoliopsida; Fabales; Fabaceae. Bases 1 to 276 code for a protein of 91 amino acids.